Molecule: messenger RNA, 1887 nt
Organism: Symbiodinium sp. CCMP2592
Lineage: Eukaryota; Dinophyceae; Suessiales; Symbiodiniaceae
Source: the annotation of a GenBank genome assembly
AUGGAGCGCUUUUUCGUGCCCGGGUCGCGCAUGGCCAUGCAACGGCUACGCACUGGGCCUUGUUUUGGAGCCUGGAAGCCUUGGGGAGCCUGGGACGGCCAGUCUCAGUGCACGGGCCACACGGGCCACACGGGCCACGCAGAGCCGGGCCAGGAGAGCUUUGCGUCCUACAGUUGGCUCAUCCGUGGGCGGCUGGGCUUGGAGCCCUUGCUCCGGGCAGAACUGCAGCAGAUGCAGCGGAGUCAGCCCUUACCGGGUCACGGUUCCGUGAUUUUGGGAAGUGCACCCUGCACCAGGAGGGCGUUUGAGUCACCUGAGGGUUUGGAGGCCGAAGGGCUUGUGGAAGUCCUGGGCCCCUGGGAUGUGUUGUAUUGGACCUUGGGAUGCAGGCUGGCUCAGAGCAUCUGGGUUCGGGUUGGCGAGCCUUUUGACUGCGAGACACCGCAGGCACUGGAGGAGGCUCUUCAGGAAGUUCCUUGGGACCACUUCGUAGGUCCAAACCAACUGCUUCGGACUGUUGCUUGGGAGCGCGAAAGCCGCCUCAAUGCCGGGGAGCUCUUGUCUGCUCUUGCAGCGGCGCGGCGAGCCGAGCGAGCCGAGCCACAUGCCGGAGGCCCCGAAAGCAGUCUCUGCCUCCGCGCCGUGCUCUUCCGAAACCGCUGCUCGCUGGAGCUGCUCUGUGCCUCCCGCCUGGGCCUCCGCGAAGUGCACCGGAGUGCGGAGCGAGCGGAGCGGGCGGAGCGGCGAGCGGAAAGGCCCCCCACCGCUCCCGCCGCGUGGACGCUUGCAUCGGCAAUAAACAAGUCCAGCGAAGCUGAGAGCGCCAGGAAGGCGCCGGAUUUGGAUGGCACCUUCGUCGCUGCCCUCGUGUCGCAGCUGCAGCUCUCAGAUGGCAUGGUUGUGUGGGACCCGUUCUGUGGGAACGGGCAGGUUCUCUUGGAGCUCUUGUCGGCCACGCUGCAGCUUCCACCGGUGAAAGCCAUGGACCGGCUUCCCUGCUCCAAGCUGCGGCCGGCUUUGCAAGUCGAAGAGGUUCGGACCCCUGAAAGCAGUUCCCCGCCGCGGGCGCCUCAAGGCUUGACCUUGGUGGGUUCCGACCGGAGCAUCUCGGUCAUCCAAGAAGCGCGAAAGCGAUUGCUCCACUUCUGCGACUUCUACAGACUGGAGCUGCAGAAGCUUCAGCGGAAGCUGCGGAACCGGAAAGCCGAGCCUCAGGCCAUGCUCCAGGCCACGCCUCAGGCCAUGCCCAGACUGCUGCAUGGUCCCACCAUCCUGGAGACGCAGCCGCCAAGACCUGCCGCUGAAAGCUCCCAGAGACGAUCCAAGAAAGCUCUGAAGCCGGACACCAGUCUUGGCGAAGGCGAGAGAUCUACGGAAUCUACGGCAAGCACCUUCUCCUCGAGCGAAGAGGGUCUUCCUUUGGAUCUCGAGGUCUCCUUGAACGCUUGCAGCUUCGAGGAGAUCGCACCUUUUCUUUGUGGGUGUGUGAUCGUCACGCGCGUGCCUUCCGAGGCUCGAGGCUUGGGCCCGACGGCGCGGACAGCUUUGCUCUACCGGCGCUUCGGAUCCUUCCUCGCCGGUCGGCAAAUGCUAAAAGGGGCUUACGUUCUUUCCGACUCCCCCGUCUUUCGACGACAGACGGGGCUCCAGUGGCAAAGCUUGUGCCGCUUCCGAGGCGCCAGCGGCCGUGUCUGGCAGCUCCUGCACUGGGCACCUUGGGCCAAAGGCCUCCCCAAAGGGGCCAAAGCGACGGAAGAGAAGUCUCCGUCGGGAUCGGACCUGCAGCCAGAGCGCCGGCCGCGAAACCGAAGCUGGGAGCGUGCGCCGCGCCGCGGCCAAAGAAAGCCCCGCUUCUUCCCCCGCACCGGCCACGAGCACAACACCUGA